UAAGAUGCUCAAAAGAAAAUUAUUGGGUUUGGGUUGGUCGACGGAGGAAAGAAGAGAAUAGAGAAUGGUCAAAGUAAAAAUAAAAUGAAGGAAUUAAAAAUGGAAGGCGUGCUUCUCCCACAACUCCGCGUACGCGCAGCCUUUUCACAAAAUUGUCGACCAACCAUUUUCGUUAUUUGCAAAUUUCGUUUCCUUUGAAUUACAAUUUACGAGACAAGGAAGGCAGCCUCGGAUGUUCUUGUCGUCGUUGUGUUCUUAGGUUUUGUUCUGAGACGCAGUUUUUCAUUCUUCCAAUGGCCCAGUCCUUCGGUCAGACCGAGAUCAACUGGGACAAGCUAGAUAAAACUAGAUUCUAUGUCGUAGGAGCUGGACUCUUUACAGGUGUUUCGGUGGCACUUUAUCCCGUUUCUGUUGUGAAAACUAGGCUGCAGGUUGCCACAAAGGAUGCUGUAGAGAGAAAUGUGUUUUCUGUUGCAAAAGGACUACUUAAAACAGACGGCAUCCCUGGUUUGUAUAGAGGGUUUGGCACAGUUAUCACUGGUGCAAUUCCUGCCAGAAUCAUAUUCCUCUCCACUCUAGAGACCACAAAGGUGACUGCCUUCAGAAUGCUUGAGCCAUUUAGACUAUCUGAAACUUCUCAGGCUGCCAUUGCAAAUGGAGUUGCAGGCAUGACAUCAUCGCUUUUUGCUCAAUCUGUGUUUGUACCAAUUGAUGUGGUCAGCCAAAAGUUGAUGGUGCAAGGAUACUCAGGCCAUUCCCAAUAUAGUGGGGGUCUGGAUGUUGUUCGCAAGGUUUUAAGGACUGACGGCAUCCGGGGAUUGUAUCGAGGGUUUGGUCUGUCUGUUAUUACUUAUGCACCUGCCAGUGCAGUAUGGUGGGCAAGUUAUGGUUCAAGCCAACGCUUCAUUUGGAGAUUCCUGGACCAUGGUGCCAAAUAUGAUGAAGUUGCACCUAGUAUGCAGAAAAUUAUGUUAGUUCAGGCUACUGGAGGGAUUAUUGCUGGUGCAACUUCAUCCUGCAUUACAACCCCAUUGGAUACCAUCAAGACACGAUUACAGGUAAUGGGACAUGAAAAUAGAAGCUCUAUAAAACAAGUUGCCAAAGAUUUAAUCAAUGAAGAUGGUUGGAGAGGCUUUUAUAGAGGGUUUGGUCCAAGAUUUUUUAGCAUGUCAGCAUGGGGCACUUCAAUGAUAUUGACUUAUGAGUAUCUGAAACGUGUAUGCUCAAAAGAUGAAUAGAUGCAAUUAGUCUGAAAGCUUGUAUUUAACUGAUCGAUUUACCACGAUUAGGAUGAUGAUGUUGGGUUUGCACCUUUAGCAUUGGAGUUGCUGUUCAACAUUUAUCACUCUGACUCAAGGGUUAAACUUUUAGCAGUACAGCUAUGCUAACAGAUUAUAUGAAAACACUCGGCUGGAUAUGAAUAUGGCAGACUUCCUUCUAGAAAAUAAAUUGCAUCAUUAUUUUUUUAUAAUUCUAUUGGAUUUGGCGCAUUCUUUUGUAGCAUUGCUAUGGAUACUGUAUUAUCAUGUAAGGGAAGGGAAUAGAUUGCUAUUAAAUGCAUUGUAAAGAGAUGUGAAGAAUAAAUUUGAAAUUCUAAAUCUUAUCUCUUUUGUUCCAAAAAGGGAAAGUUAUUGCAGAUAUUUUUGUUUACA
Glycine soja is the source of this 1652-nucleotide messenger RNA. Its product is annotated as solute carrier family 25 member 44-like. NCBI's taxonomy places the organism in Eukaryota, Viridiplantae, Streptophyta, Magnoliopsida, Fabales, Fabaceae. Gene Ontology annotation, biological process: transmembrane transport. The record is from RefSeq and is a predicted model, not a curated record. The coding region runs from base 294 to 1238 and encodes 314 amino acids. The transcript is spliced from 6 exons.